Messenger RNA from Cuculus canorus (common cuckoo), 5853 nucleotides. It is a transcript of the gene RAD51C, whose product is annotated as RAD51 paralog C. NCBI's taxonomy places the organism in Eukaryota, Metazoa, Chordata, Aves, Cuculiformes, Cuculidae. Bases 58 to 1158 code for a protein of 366 amino acids. The record is from RefSeq and is a predicted model, not a curated record. Gene Ontology annotation, biological process: reciprocal meiotic recombination; DNA repair; meiotic DNA recombinase assembly. Gene Ontology annotation, cellular component: Rad51C-XRCC3 complex; Rad51B-Rad51C-Rad51D-XRCC2 complex; replication fork. Gene Ontology annotation, molecular function: ATP binding; four-way junction DNA binding; ATP-dependent DNA damage sensor activity. The transcript is spliced from 9 exons.
UGUGGGGCGUGGUCUGCGGAGGGGCGUGGCUAUAAGGGCGCGUUUGGGGCCCGCGGGAUGCAGCGGGCGGUGGGCGCUUUGCCGUUGGCCCCCGCGCUGCGGGCCCGGCUCGCCGCCGCUGGCUUCCAGACGGCGCAGGAGCUGCUGGACACCGGCCCCUGCGGGCUGAGCAAAGAAAUUGGGAUCUCCAAAGAAGAGGCACUGGAAGCAUUACAGAUUGUGAGGCAGGAAUGUCACGGGGAUGCAGCAAGGACGGCCGCGGGAUCAGGCGCCACCAGAAAGUGCACAGCACUGGAACUUCUGGAAGAGGAACAAGCCCAGGGCUUCAUCAUCACCUUCUGCUCAGCACUGGACAAUAUCCUGGGAGGGGGUGUCCAACUGACUAAAAUCACUGAGAUCUGUGGAGCGCCCGGUGUUGGGAAGACGCAGCUAUGUAUGCAGUUGGCAGUAGACGUACAGAUCCCAGAAUGCUUUGGGGGCGUAGCUGGAGAAGCCGUGUUCAUCGAUACUGAAGGAAGUUUUAUGGUAGACAGAGUGGUGGAGAUCGCAGCUGCCUGUGUGCGGCAUUGCCAGCUCAUUGCCGAAGCUCAGCAAGAAGAAGGUCAUCUAAAGGCUUUGGAGACCUUCUCUCUUGAAAGUAUCCUUUCUCACAUCUAUUACUUCCGUUGCCGUGACUACAUAGAGCUUCUCGCACAGGUCUACCUCCUCCCAGAGUUUCUUUCAGAGCAUUCAAAGGUCCGACUGGUGGUAAUUGAUGGAAUUGCAUUUCCUUUUCGCCAUGACUUUGAGGACCUCUCACUCCGGACGAGGCUUUUGAACGGUCUGGCGCAGCAGCUGAUCAUCAUAGCAAAUGACCAUAAAUCAGCGGUAGUUCUGACAAACCAAAUGACAACAAGGAUCGGACAAAGCCAGUCCACGUUGGUGCCUGCUUUAGGAGAGAGCUGGGGACACGCUGCUACCAUCCGCUUGAUCUUUCACUGGGACAACAGUCAGAGGUUGGCAACGUUGUACAAGUCACCGAGUCAGAAGGAGUCAACCGUACCAUAUCGCAUUACAUCCCACGGCUUCCGAGACGUGCAGCCUCCAGCUGUCCCUCCGAAGGCAGAAGAGACUGAAAUGAACCCGCGCAAACGGGCACGGCAAGAAGAGGAGCAGUAGCACCGGUUCAGAAGUGGAUGUUCAAAAAAUGUGUGCUACAUGAGAACAGUCCUGUAGUGAACGUGCAACCAAAGGUAGACUGAGAGACUCUAUAUGAAGUUCCUGCUCGGGACAUAAUUUUAAUAUUAAGACUGCAAUAUGCAGGAAAUUCCUUUGUGUGUGGCAUAGUUUUACUUUUGUAAUAAAAAAAUCUAUGUUUUCUAAAAGAAGAGAGCUCAGAAUUUCAGGAAGAACGCAACUGCUGCUUUUGCUCUGGGUAAAAAAACAGCAAAAUGUGAGCAUCUCAUACAGCACAUUUAGUGACACGGGCCUUGAUCGCUCCUCUGGUUCUGUGUGUACCUGAAUGUUAACGAGGAGCAGCUUGCUCACAUGCCUCAGAGCAGGGCAGAAGGCAGCAGAGCUGCUGAGCGGUGCUUUAAGAUAAAUACAGGCUUAAAUUCUACCCCAGAUUGGGGCAUUACCCCUUACCUGCUGCAAAGUCCUUGGUCAAGGACAAUGAAAGCACUGUUUUGAACUUCUCAUUUAUCUUAAAAUGGCAACAAUAGAGAAGAAAGACCAGAUCUGAAAGACAAAGGAUUUAAUCCAGCAUGGUAAUUUUAUGUUCCUGUCUUAUUAAGAGUAUUUUACCGUCGUUCAAGCUUGAACCAAAUGCUGCAUAGCCUGUAGCUUCCAUGUUCUUUCACCAAAGCACUUAGAAUGAGCUUUUGUAAUUGGGAUCUGUUUUGUUUGUGGCUUUAAUAGAGAGGAAGCCCAGGCUUCUUACACCCCAGCAAUGUAUUAGCUGCUCCAGAAUCUAACCCAAAUGAAAGAAUGGGUGUACACUGAAAAUACAGCAGCGUUUUGUCGUCUUUUUAUUAAGAGAAAACAAAUCGAUAAGAUAAUUAGAGGAGAAGAAAGGUACUGCAGUGCAAAAUAGUAAUUACUUCAAUUAUCAGAAGUGUUUGUCUGUACACAUGCACACGCAUGACCCUUUUCUGGCAUGGUGCUCGAUAACGUUUUAGCUGAGGAACUCAGCCAGCGAGGCUCAAUGGAGAAUUCGAGUUGUGGGAGUCACUAUCUUUCAUUUUUAAUUUAGCAACACUAGUCUGGCUUUGCCUUGUGACAGAAUUCAGUGCUGAAUCCGAGUCACAAAACAUCUCUAGUCAAGAAGCCGCAAAAAAACGUGGCAGUGGUUUUUGGAUCAUUAUGGUGUUUACGUACAGGUUACAUAAUGAAAUAUUAAAAGGGAAAGCAUUCAAUUUGCUGUGCAGCAAACUGGGCUGCGUUGAGAUUUUCAAACUGUGAGUCAGGGUGAAGCUCUCGAGCAAGCGUGACAAGAGGGGAGGAACAGCGGCGGGAUUUGUGACUCAGACAAACAUUUUAAUGCAGGAGACACAGGCAAACAAAAGGAUCCUACCGCAUGUGAUGUCAGCAAGCAAAUGCUCCGUUUGGGAAUAAUAGCUUCCUACGUAUUGCAGUGCAAGAGAAGGGGGGAGCGAGUGCAGCCGGCAUGCCUACGCAGCCAUAAGGAAAACCAUCCAUUAAGAGUGUUGUAGCGGUAUUUUAAGACGCCCUGCUGGUUACGAGUGAUAGCUGCUACCUAACGUGUUUGAUAUUCAUGGAAAAGUACGCUUCUCUCAAUUCAUUGUGUUCUGAUUUAAUACCCUCGCCACGUUCUCCCAUGUGUGAGGGGAGUGAGGACGUGUCUAAUACACCAUUAAUUUCAGCUGACUGUGAGGUUUUAUUUUGUUUGUAGCAGCAGCUCCAGCUGAGAUGCUGAUCCUGUCAUACCAAGAUAAAUUGUUUUGUCUAAGUAGAUGUUAGAUCUUCCAGUAUUGCAGGCAUCAUUAUCAAAAUAAAACAAUUGUGUAGUUAUUGGUUAACAGUGGGAGUUACACAACAUCCAAAGGGAGCAAGCAUCGCAGCCUCUCUAAGCUGAGAAUUUUAAUAUAUUUUUUUUUUUCCACAUCGAAGCUAUUACAAAAAUCAGCUCUGCAGACCAGAACUGGAGAGAGGGAUCUGUUGGCGGAGACAAAAUUAGAUGAAAUGAGCCAGAUUUCGUUCAUCUGCUGGAGACAAGGAAGCUGUUCCAGGCUUAGAAUUGCAUAUAAAGAAAGAAUUUGACCAUUGCCUCACCAAUAAAUCUUCUGAGGCGAGCUGAUAUUUGCUUACAUGUGCCUGGAAUUCUCUUGCAUUUCACAGCAUCAGCACACAGCAGUGAGGGCCACAUUACGACUGUACAGACAGAAAGGUUCUAACUUGCCAGCGUCAUGGAGCUGAAUCAAAAAAAAAAAACAGGUUGGUUGAUUUGCUGCUUAAGUCUCCGUUUUCUGAAAGCCAAGAGCUUUAAUGAUCAUGCAGAGUUCAGAAUUAUUGCAUUUUGUAGGGAUAACAUUUACUUACAGUGUAGGAACCUACUCUGUCACCGCAACAAGAAUACAGGGCUUGGCAACAGGAAAACACUGUGGUCACACCAUAAUUCUUCUUAAGCCCAGAGUCCUGCUUUGAAACUCUUUAGUUUAGACAGAAUAGAAUAGAACCAUAGAAUAGUUUAGGUUGGAAGGGACCUUAAAGCCCAUCCAGUCCCACCCCCUGCCACGGGCAGAGACACCUCCCACUGGAUCAGGUUGCUCCAAACCCCAUCCAGCCUGUCCUUGAACCCCUCCAGGGAUGGGGAAAAGAACAGUUUAUUUCUUCCUGACUUUGUGUUAUGCACCUUUAGCAUUAUGAAACCGUGUGAAACCCACGAGCUUCCAACUAGAAUAAAUUGAAGAAAGGACAGAGAAGUAGCUGAGCUGAAGGUAAGAACGUACAGCCAAGGUUCAAGUUGCACUCUUGUAUCAAAGUCAAUUACAAACUGGUUGACUAAUGCGGAAGGAGACUCAGCUGCUAACGUGAAUGUUGAACAGAGUGCUGAGAUAAAAACAUUUAAAAUAUGACAUCUAUUCUUCUGUUGCAUUUCAGUUACCAUUCCUUUAGCUGUUUUGGGAAGAUUAAACUUAGGGUCAGCUUUAUUCCAAAGCAUUUCAUGGAUUAACAGCAAAGGUAAAAUCCUAACUGCCUGCGUUUUAACACCACCCUUUUUCUGACCAAACGAUGACAGGUAAGUGGGAAGGACAAGUCAUUGUGCUGCAGCUUCCCAGAAGAGAUGGGCUUUACUGUGCUUAGGACCAUAAUUGCCUGAUCUAGUGGGACAUGUCCCUGCCUAUAGCCGAAGGGUUGGAACUAGAUGAUGUUUAAGAUCCUUCCAACCCAAAGUAUUCUAUGAUUGUUUGGAAAAGCACAUGAAGCUGUAUUAUACUAUUUUAACAGAUGCUAAUUCGACAUGAAGUAUAUUUGAUUAAGUUAUGAAGUAUGGUCUGGUGCUUUCUUGUUCUAAGACAGAGCACCUCAGGGAAAUCGAAUGGAGUGCUCACAGGGCAGGAACUCAAGUCCUGCAGCACAGCACAUAUGGAAAACAAUACUUCUUUUUACAGGGUGAGACCUGGGGAACGUAACCAGCCAUCACCAACCGGUUCAAGCACCGCGGCCCUGCUGAGAGGAGCCGGGCUGCCGGAGCUGGCAGGGUCGGAGGCUGCUGAGCAGCCUGCCCGGUCCUCCUCCGCACCAGUCCUCCCCUCGGCUCCAGGAACCAGUGCCAGCUGCGACCUGCUCCUGGGCUUCCCCUCGCCCUGGCUCCCCAGGCUGCGGGCUCAGCAUCUUGUGGCUUUCAGCCAUUGAGUCGUUUUGGAUGAUGAGGAGCAGGAGAGCUGGCUCCCUUGGCUAGCGCGAGACUUCUGCAUUAAUGUUCUGCACUGAAGAAUGAAAUCACCGGGAACUGGAACCCUUCCCAGUUCUGAAUUUCACCCACAAACGCACCCGCUGUUAAACUGUAAGCUACUGUCUUGCUUCCUACAAGCAAGGAACACUCGUACAAUAUGCACUGUCUAUUUAUCAGAGAGUCUAAGCUCUACGGAGCCUUAACUACAUCUACAGGAAUACGAAAAGGUAUUAAAAGCAAUAGUUCAAUCACUAAACAAGCAGUAAAAACGUUAGUUCGUAUGCUGAAAGGAUGCAUAGAAAAAUACGUACUUUACUAAGUCAUUCUUCAAGGAUUAUAGCUAAUACUGUUCAUUUUAUUACAAGAAUUACUUGCCAUUGAUUUAAAUGGAGCCAGAGAAGCAUCAGGAUAUUAAAAGAAAAAAAUAAUCACAUUUCAGUUUCAAUGAGAAGAGGGGACAUUCACAAUACAAAAUAUUUAGUAACGUAUAUAGGGAAGUAAAAAGAAACUCUACACACCUCAAUAAACGGUUCUAACCGGAUCUGGAUGCUUUUCUCAAAGCCUGUUUGAAUACCUGCUCAGAUUGGUAUCUCACAUUGCAUUAUUUUGGAGGUUUAAAUUCAUGGCACACACACUUCUAAUACUCUAUUUAGUGUGAACCACUAUAAUUUUAGCAAUGCAGUUACAACUACGCUUAGUUAGUGGUUCUUUUUGUACUAAAUACAUUGCUAAAAUAAAAUAUUUUGGACUAAAGAGUAAGUUGUCUCCUUAGGAUGAAAAUUACGUCUAUAAAAUAUAGCAUGUCAAUAUGGGAUUGUGACAUAACUUAUAACACCUUUUUUUGCUAUAUAAGCUUACUGUAACUGUUAGCGAAUCAUGGAGUGGUUUGGAACUUCUUGUAGCCCCUUCAGGUACUGGAAGGUCGCUCUAAGGUGUCCUUGGAGCCUUCUCCAGGC